Messenger RNA from Danaus chrysippus (African queen), 834 nucleotides. The record is from the annotation of a GenBank genome assembly. NCBI's taxonomy places the organism in Eukaryota, Metazoa, Arthropoda, Insecta, Lepidoptera, Nymphalidae.
AUGGAAGAUUUAUCGCAGUCUACUGAUUUGCAAUAUCAACAAACUGAUCCGGGCAUUCCGAUACAUCAACCUAUGGAUACGGAUGCGGAAAAGAUUCCAAAUACAAAUAUACAGCCGACUGAAAAUGCCGGCCCUCAAAGUGGUAAACAUGAAGAGUUUUCCGUGGAGAAAGUUCUGGAUAGAAGGAUUAAGAAUGGAAAAGUGGAAUAUUUACUGAAAUGGAAGGGUUACUCUGAUGAAGACAAUACAUGGGAACCAGAAGAUAAUCUGGAUUGUCCUGACCUGAUAUCUGCAUAUGAAGAAGCUCGUUUGAAACGGGAGCGUGAAGCAGCUACUAUUCCUGACUUGGAAGAAGGUCACUUGACUCGCAAAAGGGCUAAGAGGGGAGAUAAGAAAAAGAAGGUGGAGGAAGUUGAGAAACCCAGAGGUUUAGCCAGAGGUUUGCAGCCGGAAAAGAUUUUAGCCGGUCAACUCUUUCACGGCACACUUUACUUUUUAGUUAAAUGGCAGGAGUGUCCAGAAAUGGAUGUAGUUCCCGGACAUGAUCUUGGUCAGGCAUUUCCAGACUUCGUUAUCAAUUACUAUGAACAGUGUGCACCAUUUAGUGUCAGACAUCCCGUUGGGAGAAUACCGAGACCUGCACCUGAGUUGCCGCCAUUAGAACAACCACAACCAGUUCCUGAGACUCCAAUGGAUGUGAGUCAAGAUGCAAGUCUUCCCAGCACUUCAUUAGCUUCAACCGAAACAGAUGUUCCGGUUGAGCUGCCGGAAACUCAAACUCAGCCACCAAUCCCCGAAACAGACACACAGCCUAUUGAAGUACCAGUUAAUUGA